AUGAACAACGUAGUUCAUAAUAUCAAUGCUUCAGAUAUAUUACCAUUUAAAUCAUUUAUUAAUAAUAUUAAUAAUAUUAAUAAUAAUAAUAAUAAUAAUAAUAAUAAUAAUAAUAAUAAUAAUAAUAAUAAUAAUAAUAAUAAUAAUAAUAAUAAUAAUAAUAAUAAUAAUAAUAAUAAUAAUAAUAUUUAA
Messenger RNA from Dictyostelium discoideum AX4, 192 nucleotides. RefSeq lists its product as hypothetical. NCBI's taxonomy places the organism in Eukaryota, Evosea, Eumycetozoa, Dictyosteliales, Dictyosteliaceae. The record is from RefSeq and is a predicted model, not a curated record. Bases 1 to 192 code for a protein of 63 amino acids. The transcript is spliced from 2 exons.